This is a messenger RNA of Phytophthora nicotianae INRA-310, 2134 nucleotides long. RefSeq lists its product as hypothetical. Gene Ontology annotation, molecular function: glucosylceramidase activity. The record is from RefSeq and is a predicted model, not a curated record. Bases 341 to 1966 code for a protein of 541 amino acids. Gene Ontology annotation, biological process: glucosylceramide catabolic process. Lineage: Eukaryota; Oomycota; Peronosporomycetes; Peronosporales; Peronosporaceae. The transcript has a single exon.
ACAGUGUCCACUGUACACGGUUGAUACCGAGCGUAUCACGACCAGUCGAGGGACAAGUCGAAGCAACGCAAGUGAUAUGUUGUGCUCGUGACUCGCAGGCGCAGACGACAAGAAUUGCUUGAAGCAGCGCUGUCCGCCGGCAAUGCUUGAGGCAAGAUGAGGCGUUAUGCCUCAUCUUGGUCAUCCCUAUAGAUCAGAUCAACUCAACGAAGGCCCCUUCUCCUCGAGGAUCCAUCUUGGUGCAUGAAGCAUUCCGUUCACCGUCAAAGGUUAGCAUUGGUACUGCGCUUUCGCUGGCUAAUAGUCACUUCCGAAAAACCCAGAAAGCCCCCGCAUCGCUAUGCUUGCCCCCUACCUGCUAACCACCUUAGCAGGCUUGCUACUUGCUACUCAAGAAGCCUUGGCCACCUGUAGCAACUGGUCCACGCGCUACCAAACCAACCUCAACGGCGUCUGUGUCUGCAAUGCUACGCAGUGUGAUACGGUCUCCAACAACUACACCAGCCUCACAACGGGCCAAGUGGGAGUUUACACCACGUCCAAGGCUGGCGACCGCUUCGCCUACAAGGUGGCCAAUGUCGACUCAACGACUGUGAGCAGCCCCACCUACUCCAUCGACGUGUCCACGCAGUACCAGACGAUGAUCGGAUUCGGGGGCGCUUUCACGGACGCGGCGGCCAUCAACGUCUACAAGUUGUCAUCAAAGUUGCAGCAGAUGGUGCUAGAUCAGUACUUCUCCGAUACUGGUCUUCAGUACACUUUAGGGCGCGUCCCGAUCGGCUCGACAGACUUUUCAACAAGUAUCUAUUCGUACAAUGACGUGGUUGAUGACUUCGAGAUGGAGCACUUCUCCAUCAACGUGGACAAGUCUUCUUCGUCUCACAAGAUUGAGCUCAUCCAGCGUGCGCUCAACACGACGUCACGAGACAUCAAACUGUUCGCAUCUUCGUGGGCACCACCAGUUUGGAUGACGACGGAGAACACGACCAUCAAUUGUGCACUGAAGGGUAACCCCGGCGAAGAGUACUGGGAGGCGCUCGCACUGUACUACUCCAAGUUCUUCGACGCGUACUCAGAAGAAGGCAUCGAUUUCUGGGCUAUGACGGUGCAGAACGAGCCGUCUAGCUCUAUUUUGCAGACUUCAGAGUGGCAGUCUCUACGGUUGACAGCCGACCAAGAACGUGACUUUGUGAAGCUAGAUUUGGGUCCGAGGAUGGCGAAGGACCAUCCUGACCUCAAGAUCAUCGCUGGAGACGACCAAAAGUCCGGCAUCUUGGAUCGCCUUGCGCCGUUUGAAGACGCUGACGCUUUGAAGUACAUCAGUGGUCUGGGGGUGCACUGGUACCGUGAUCUCGACUUCUUCUUCUUUAGUUUGGGUGGUGACUUCGAUAAGUUGCUGUCGUUCUACGAGGACUACUCGGACAUCUUCAUGCUUGCGACUGAGGCUUGCGAAGGGUAUCUGCCGAGUUGGUUGGGCACGGGAUCUGGCGUUUCUCUCACUGACGCUGAUAAGAGCUGGUCGCGUGCUGAGAAUUACGGCCACGACAUCAUUGAAGACCUGAACAACUACGUUGCUGGCUGGACUGACUGGAAUCUGGCACUUGACACGACGGGUGGGCCGAACUGGGCUGAGAAUUACGUUGAUGCUCCGAUUCUGGUUGAUGAAGAGAACGGCGUCGAGUUCUACAAGCAACCCAUGUUCUACAUCAUGGGCCACUUCUCCAAGUUCGUUCCUGCCGGCUCCAAGCGCAUUGAGUUCCCCAAGACGAAGACGUUGAGCAGCUUCCACCGCUGUGCGUUCGUAACCCCAGACAACCGGGUGGUGAUCCAGUUCAUGAACCGUGACAGCUCAGCUGUAACGGUGAGCGUGAAGCAGACGGACUCGAAGACGUUCACUCUGUCGCUUCCGGCACACUCGAUGCAGACGGUGAUCCUCCCGGCGUCGGAUGACACCACCAUCCUGUAAGGUGGCACACUUCGUACCCCCCUCCCCCCAAGUUCACUAGGCAAAUCACAACAAGUAGCUCUGGUACCAGUCGUCAGAACUGAUGGAGGAGGUACUUGAUUGAAUAGUACGCAUUUACACGUUAAUUUUAAUGGAUGACCUGUGAGGCAACUUGGAGUUUCAAGCGCA